Selaginella moellendorffii is the source of this 975-nucleotide messenger RNA. RefSeq names its product probable xyloglucan endotransglucosylase/hydrolase protein 30. The record is from RefSeq and is a predicted model, not a curated record. Gene Ontology annotation, molecular function: hydrolase activity, hydrolyzing O-glycosyl compounds; xyloglucan:xyloglucosyl transferase activity. Bases 1 to 933 code for a protein of 310 amino acids. Gene Ontology annotation, cellular component: apoplast; cell wall. Lineage: Eukaryota; Viridiplantae; Streptophyta; Lycopodiopsida; Selaginellales; Selaginellaceae. Gene Ontology annotation, biological process: xyloglucan metabolic process; cell wall biogenesis. The transcript is spliced from 4 exons.
AUGGCAAGAAUUGGGAGCUCCAACGAGGAGGCCUUUGCUCUUCUCGCAAUCCUCGCAAGUGUUCUCACACUGCUCUUCACGCCUGCGACUGGAUCGAGAUCCAAAAAUCCUCCCAAUGCUGCGGCGAUCGAUCAAUCUUUGUUGGUGGAGUUCCAGGAGGCCGUCCCAUUCCGGGACGCGUACUCAAUUCUUUGGGGCCACAGCAACGCCAACGAGCUGGAAGAUGGAAAAAGCAUCCAGCUCGUGUUGGAUCGACACUCAGGAUCGGGAUUUAAGUCCAAAGAGGCCUUCCAGGGCGGAUUCUUCAGCGCGUCCAUCAAGCUCCCGUCAAACUACACGGCCGGGGUCGUGACAGCAUUCUACGCAUCGAAUUCGGACAAGUUUCCGGAUAGGCACGACGAGAUCGACUUUGAGUUUCUGGGCGUCGUCCCGGGCAUGCCGUACGUCCUCCAGACCAAUGUUUACGGCAAUGGAAGCGUGCGUACUGGACGGGAGGAGAGGAUACGUCUCUGGUUCGAUCCAUCGCUGGAGUUUCAUCGCUACAGCGUGUUCUGGAACCAACAUCACAUCGUGUUCUUCGUGGAUGAUGUUCCAAUCCGGCAGAUGAUAAAGACCAAGGAGGCCGAAGAUUACCCGUGCAAACCCAUGUCUGUGCUCGCAACUAUUUGGGACGGAUCAAACUGGGCUACGUCCGGUGGAAAGUUUCCUGUCGAUUACAAUCGAGCACCAUUUGUUGCAAGUUUCACCGGCCUCAAGCUUUUUAGGGACUCGUCAGUCUAUAGCAUCAACUACAGGAUCAGUGAAGGAGAAUUUGGCAAACAAGGUUUGAGCGGCACACAAAAGUCGAGGCUAGCUUGGGUGAGGCGCAAGUUUUUGAGUUACUCGUAUUGCAACGAUAAAAUGAGGUAUCCAAAACCAUUGCCAGAAUGCUGAAAUUUUUGUUCAUCAGCUCAAAUAUUCUAAGAAUAUUUCCCU